AUGAACCGUGGAAACUUUUUAGAGGUAUUGAGUUUAAUUGCCUCUUUUAAUGAUGAAGUAACAAAAGUUCUUAAUAAGGCCCCACGAAAUGCAUCAUAUACAUCACCAACAAUACAAAAACAAAUUUUGCAAGUGUUGGCAACUAAAGUAAAAAGUGAUAUCCGAGAAGAAAUUGGUGAUGCAAAAUUUUGUAUCAUUGUUGAUGAAGCUCGAGAUGAAUCAAAGAAGGAACAAAUGUCAAUUGUCUUGAGAUUUGUUAAUAAAGAUGGCUUUAUACAAGAACGUUUCUUUGGAGUUGUUCAUGUUAAGGACACUAUUGCAUCAACAUUGAAAGAAUCUAUCUUUUCUAUCUUAUCUCAUCAUAAUCUUGAUGUUCAGAAUAUUCGGGGACAAGGUUAUGAUGGUGCAAGUAACAUGCGUGGAGAAUGGAAUGGAUUGAAAGCUUUAAUCUUGGAUGAAUGUCCUUAUGCUUAUUAUGUUCAUUGUUUUGCACAUCGAUUGCAAUUGGCAUUAGUAGCUUCAUCAAAGGAAGUCAUCCCUGUCCAUCAAUUUUUCACCAAGUUGAACUCUAUUAUUAAUGUUGUUGGGGCAUCAUGUAAGCGCAAUGACCAGUUGAAAGUUGCUCAUGCCUCAAAUAUUGCUCAUUUGCUUAGUAUUGAUGAGCUUGAAAGUGGGAGAGGUCUUAAUCAAAUUGGUUCUUUACAAAGGUCGGGUGAUACUCAUUGGAGUUCUCAUUUGAAGUCUAUUUCAAGUUUGAUGAGAAUGUAUAGUGCAACAUGUGAAGUUUUACUUAAUAUUGUUGAAUAUGGAACUACACAUGCUCACCGUGGAGAUGCCGAUGCAGCUUAUGAGGUACUCACUUCUUUUGAGUUUGUAUUCAUUAUGCAUCUCAUGAGAAAAAUUUUGGAGAUUUCAAAUAUGCUUUGCCAAGCUUUACAACUUCAAUCUCAAGAAAUAUUGAAUGCAAUGGAUCUUGUGUCAUCUACUAAAUUGCUUAUUCAAAAUUUAAGAGAUAGUGGAUGGGAUGAAUUAGUUGCAAGUGUGAAGUCUUUUUGUGAAACUGUCAACAUAACUGUGCCGGAUUUUGAUGCUCAAUAUAUUGCAAGAAGGGGAAGGGCUAGGUAUCAACAAGAUGAAUUAACAAUUGGGCAUCAUUACAAAUUUGAUAUUUUUAAUGCCGUGAUUGAUUCUCAGUUGCAAGAGUUGAGCAAUAGGUUUGAUGAUAAAGCAAUGGAGUUAAUUAUUCUCAGUUCAUCGUUAGAUCCAAAAGAGAUGCGUAUAUAA
Messenger RNA from Ipomoea nil (Japanese morning glory), 1284 nucleotides. RefSeq names its product zinc finger MYM-type protein 1-like. The coding region runs from base 1 to 1284 and encodes 427 amino acids. The transcript has a single exon. Lineage: Eukaryota; Viridiplantae; Streptophyta; Magnoliopsida; Solanales; Convolvulaceae. The record is from RefSeq and is a predicted model, not a curated record.